Messenger RNA from Rodentolepis nana, 273 nucleotides. The record is from the annotation of a GenBank genome assembly. NCBI's taxonomy places the organism in Eukaryota, Metazoa, Platyhelminthes, Cestoda, Cyclophyllidea, Hymenolepididae.
AUGACACACAGUGAUUCCUGUGAAAUAAAUGCCUCAUAUCGGGGUCUCUGGCUGCUGAUCGACCCACUUCCAAGUCCACCCAGCCAAUACGCCGAGCUCCGUCACCCUCAGCAUCAUCUGCGAAAACUUAUUAACAUCGCCGACCGCACCGUCACUUUUGCCGAUGUACUGGGUGAUGAAACAUUCUACGAGUUCUCAUGUCUUAGGGAGGCUAGUGAGAUAGUUCCAGAUUGGUACAUACUUGGUGGAAGGCAACUACAGCCCGGAUGGUAA